AUCCGGCUGUGGCGCCGCCAGCGACCGGCUACUUCGCUCGCGACUCUUCGGUGGCUUCAGCUUCCCCUCGGACCCACCCAGGGGCUUGGCCUCCUUGAGGACAGCGCGCCGGGCCCGCCGCGCGGGGCCCCCGGCCGGCUGCGUCCUCACGUGCGGAGGCCGCCGCAGUGGCCCCGCCCCCGGGCCCAGGAUGUGAGGCCCGCGGGGCGUCCCCGCACGGGGCCUGGGCGCCGGGAGUGGCUGGCUCGGCAGCGCCGGGCGAUGGCCCUGCUGCCGGUGCUUCUUGCCUCCUGGGGCCUGGGGCAGUGAGGGGGCUGGCGGGCGAGGGCAAGGUGGCCGCGGGCGCCAUGGAGGGGGUGCUGUACAAGUGGACCAACUAUCUGAGCGGUUGGCAGCCUCGGUGGUUCCUUCUCUGUGGGGGAAUAUUAUCUUAUUAUGAUUCUCCUGAAGAUGCCUGGAAAGGCUGCAAAGGGAGCAUCCAGAUGGCCGUCUGUGAAAUUCAAGUUCAUUCUGUAGAUAACACACGCAUGGACCUGAUAAUCCCUGGGGAACAGUAUUUCUACCUGAAGGCCAGAAGUGUGGCUGAGAGACAGCGGUGGCUGGUAGCCUUGGGGUCAGCCAAGGCUUGCCUGACAGACAGUAGGACCCAGAAGGAAAAAGAGUUUGCUGAAAACACUGAAAACUUGAAAACCAAAAUGUCGGAACUAAGACUCUACUGUGAUCUUCUUGUUCAGCAAGUAGAUAAAACAAAAGAAGUGACCACAACUGGUGUAUCCAGUUCUGAGGACGGAAUUGAUGUGGGAACUCUGCUGAAAUCAACCUGCAAUACUUUUCUGAAGACUUUGGAAGAAUGCAUGCAGAUCGCAAAUGCAGCCUUCACUUCUGAGCUGCUCUAUCGCACUCCCCCAGGAUCACCUCAGCUGGCAAUGCUCAAGUCCAACAAGAUGAAACAUCCUAUUGUACCGAUUCAUAAUUCAUUGGAAAGGCAAAUGGAGUUAACCAGUUGUGAGAAUGGAUCUUUAAAUAUGGAAAUAAAUGAUGAUGAAGAAAUCCUAAUGAGAAACAAGAGUUCCUUGUGUUUGAAACCUGCAGAGACAGAUGGCAGCAUAUCAAGUGAAGAGAAUACAGAUGAUAAUAUGACAGUCCAAUGUGAAAUGAUGAAGGAAGAUGGGGAGGAAAACCUGGGAAAUCGUGAUAGCGACUUGGCACAGCCUGAAUCACACUCCUCAGGCAGCAGUCCAGAAUCCCCCUGGGAAGAAGGCCAAGAAAUCAUCCCAACUUUCUUUAGUACCAUGAACACCAGCUUUAGUGACAUUGAACUUCUGGAAGACAGUGGCAUUCCCACAGAAGCAUUCUUAGCAUCAUGUUAUGCUGUGGUUCCAGUGUUAGACAAACUUGGCCCUACGGUAUUUGCUCCUGUUAAAAUGGAUCUAGUUGGAAAUAUUAAGAAAGUAAAUCAGAAGUAUAUUACCAACAAAGAAGAGUUUACCACACUCCAGAAGAUAGUGCUGCACGAAGUAGAGGCUGACGUAGCCCAGGUUAGGAACUCAGCUACAGAAGCCCUCUUGUGGCUGAAGAGAGGUCUAAAAUUUUUGAAGGGAUUUUUGACAGAAGUGAAAAAUGGAGAAAAGGACAUCCAGACAGCCCUGAAUAAUGCAUAUGGUAAAACAUUACGGCAGCACCAUGGCUGGGUAGUUCGAGGGGUUUUUGCGUUGGCUCUGAGGGCAGCUCCAUCCUAUGAAGAUUUUGUGGCUGCAUUAACCAUUAAGGAAGGCGACCACCAGAAAGCAGCUUUCAGUGUUGGGAUGCAAAGGGACCUCAGCCUUUACCUCCCCGCCAUGGAAAAGCAGCUGGCGAUACUGGACACUUUAUACGAGGUCCAUGGACUGGAGUCUGACGAGGUGGUAUGACGUCUGCAGGGCAGCGCCGCCUCCUAACUUCAGGGAAUAAAGUUUGCUAAAGUGUUUUGUUUCCCUACUUAAUUUCCAGCAGCAGCUUCAAUCCUCUCCACUCCCUUACUUGCGGGGAUGGAGAGGAGGCAAAGCCUAGUGCUUUUAUGUAUAAUUUUUUAAAUGCGUAUAUGUUUUGUGUGUUUAAAAAUCAAGGUGCUAUAUAUUCAGUUCAAAGGGCCUCCUGGAAACCAAAUCAUAGCUGUUAUAUAGACCUGAACAGCGAGUUAUAAGAGCAGAUUUGACAACUGAAUUUGUUAGUAUUGUGUUUUGUUUUUAGCUUUUAGUUUUAAUGGGCCACCCAAACCCAAGCUGAAAAUGAGCAAUUUCUGUAUCCAGGACUAUAAGUCAUAGCCAGUGUUUCAGUUUAGAGUUAGACUAAAAAUUUAGAGGGAGCUAAGUCCCUUUGUUGAAGAUAUUGAAAUGUAGAGUUUUUGUGCCAGUACCAUACUAGAAUCCUCUUCUCCGUGGCUCUGUGAACCAGAAGAACCUGUGUAGUAAGCAUGUCCAGGGUGUUGGUGUGACCAAGCAGUGCCAUCCCUGUUUACAGGUGGGGAGACUGGCUCUGAAGAGAUGAGUGGUGUGUCCUAGCCCUGAGCUGGAGGACAGUACGGGACGGGUGGGAUAGGUCAUCUGAGGUGACCCCUGUGCAGGGCACAGCCUUUGCCAGCCUGCUUUCCCCUGUACCAUCUCAGUUGGACAUCACAGCAACACCCUGUCAUUCUGGGGUUGUUAUUAAACGUCAGAGGUAGGUUUAGAGGUCGAGAGAUUAGCUUAGUCACACAGCCACUAAAUAGAGGAACUGCGUGAUUUCCAUGUGUGAUCUGGACCACCUCUGCAUCAAAAUCACAUGGAGUGCUUGUUUGAAAAGCAGAUUCUCAGGCUUUACCUUGACCUGAAGAACUAGAAUUAUGGGAGUGGGACUCAGGAUAAUAAACCUUGAAUUUGAAUAAAUUUUCCAAGUUAUUCUUGUGCACACAGGGUUGAAGAACUGUGAGAUUAAAUUCUAGUGUACAGAAUUCCCAGUCUUCUGCAUGAACUAAAUGAUGUGUCUUUUUUUUCAAAGAGGAAGAGGCUGUCAUUGAAAGGAAGUAGUUAAAGGGAGAGUGAGAAGUGGAGCAAGUUUAUUCAGCAGCUUUCUUAAUUGCACCAGCAGGCCUUGGUGUUGCCUUCAGGGACGAUGGGUUCUGAAUGUGCUCUCUGAUCAGUCUUGGCUUAAUCGCCAAUAGUUGCAGAGCAAGCUAAGUGCAGCUGCUUAUCUGUCUUCAAAAGCUUUGGGACCGUACCACAGUUUGAAAGUGGGAUUUAAGUCUUUCAUAAAACAACCUUGUGUAGGCGGUCUCUGGAAGAGUGUGACACCAGGACUAUGGCCCUCAUCUCUCAGUAGGCUAGGCUGCCAGGAAUGAGCAUGGGGGAGAGGCCACGGGUGCCUUCCCUGUCAGAGGCUACUCGCUUAAAGUAGCUGGAAGGGAAGUUCCAGCAUGAGGUAGUUCCCCAGGUUGAAGGUGAGUUCCUUUGAGGGGCACAGGUGAUGCUGUCCUGAGGGCAAAGAGAACCCUCUCCUUAGGUUGAGAGACUAAUGUAGGGAGGGGUAUUGAUUUUGUCUUUUGUCUGUCUUUAAACAAAUGGGCAUUUAUGUAGCUCAAAUUAAUGAAGCAGGUACUGUGCUCUAUAAGGACUUCUGGAAAAUGCUUAAACUUUAGAAAAGCAGCAUCAAAUAUUUUAAGGCUAAGGAGAAAAAGGGUGCUAAAGUGAUGUUUAUUCUUUUGUAUCUUAGCGCUUGCUUUUGGCAGCUGCCAAGGUGUGUGUGUUGUCUCCUCCCACUCCCACGAGUACUCAGUGCGGAUCUCCUUCUCUGGCUAGUGUGAGCAUGAUGGCCAGACUAGGGCAUAAUUACACUUCCUGCCCUUACAGAGCCUCCUAAAAGGGAAAAAGAAAAAGCCACCAGCCUUUGCUUUACCUUGAAUGAAUGCACAUUAGGCUUUGUGCCAUUGGGGGGGGGGUGCUACCAGGAGAUUGUAAGCAUUGUGAAACAUGACUGUUUGGAGCAAAUACUGGUGCUCCCCUCACUUCAGGUGAACUGGUAUCAUCUCUGGGAGAGAGGUGGGCACACUGAAAAUACCUCCGAUUUUCCACUGAGGCUUUGAAUACACACAAAAAGAAAGCUGCUCAGCAUGGCCAUUUCGCAUUUAUAUAGGUACUGCCUUGGUGUACAUGACCCAGUUUUCUGGGAAAGAAGGGUUUUGUAUUAUCUGGGAUCUUUGGGGACCCAGAUCAGAGUAGAUUGAAUAACUUGAAUAAGUUACAUUAUCUACUCAACACUUUUCCAGCCCUACUGAAAGGGUAAUGUUUCUUGAUAGGUAUUUUCCUCACUGGAGCAUAUUAAAUUUACCUAAAAUACGUAAAGCUCCAGAAAUUGAACGUCGUACUAGACGAUAAGUUCAACUUGACCUGAAGCUUGGCAUAGUCAGAGCUUCCUCCUGGACUUGAAGUGUUUGCUUUUGCAUUUUAUUUAAAAUCGUAAUUUGUGCGAAUUUGCAUUUACUAUCUAAGAAGAGGACAAAGAGAAAAGAUAGUUAAGGCUUUCUCUCCAUAAUCCUCCAAGAUUCCUGGGACCUCUCAUUCUUCUUUCUCUGACAAUGAGAGGAGAUGGGAAGACGCUAGUAUAUUUGUUGACUGCCCAAACAUUUUUAGGAUUCCCUUUCUAGAGCAACCUUUAGAGAGAUCCUGAAGGAAAAGAAAAGGUAAUGUGUCUGCUAGGUAUCAUUAGAAGCUAAGUAGCAUUUGGACGACCUCUUAUAAGGCACUUGCAUACAUAUAAUUUCAUCAUGUCUGCACUUCUCACAGUAGAAGCCAGGCCUUAUACUUAGGAGGGAUUAAUGUAUAUUUGUCUAACUGAACAAAAUCCUUUCAAUGAUGGCAACUUUUUUUGUCCUUUGAAUGCAAAUUUGAUUCAUUAACGCUAAUCUUGACGAAAAAUUUAAGUUAGAGGAAUACCUUUUGGAGAAGAACCAGCUUGUGACUAUGAGGUGGAAAUGAUUUUGUCAUCACCUAUUGAUCCAGCCCUUCAGGUAGUUCUAGAAGUGGGGCUCUUGGAAUGUUGAGUACAGCAGUCCCCAGGGAACUGACUUUGAAAGGCAGCGUUUGUUAGGAUGUGUAAAUGGUGGCUUUAGGUACCUUGUCGUCAUUAUUUGCAGUCAUUAUGAACAUAAAUCCUCCCCAAAUGUCAUAUUCCACGAUGAGGGAUAUCUGAACUCCAUAGUUCAGCCCUGCUGCUUCUCUUGCCUCUUCUCUGUUACUAAUGGUUGCAAACAGUGCCCCCAUCAGAGCACCAAAUCCAUCCCCUUUCUUAGCUGUUCUGCUCCAUUCCUCAGCAGCAGCUUCUAGCACAGAUAUGGAGCAUCUGGCUCCGACCUAGCCAGGGUCAGGUGCCCAGUCAGUGGGCAUUCUCUUCCCCUCCCAGACUGCAAGAGCUUCUUAACGAACCCCCGUUCCCAUGCGUAGCUGUAAAGCAGGUGACCACAUGGUGUGUAGCACCUAGGAAAGAUGAUCUGUUAUUAGAUGAGUGCUGCCAGAAAGGUUUGCAGUCUUCCUUUUUUGAUUAUUAAUUAAUCAGAAGUUAAUGCUUUCAAGUUUAUAUUUUCAGAAAAGUGUUUUUAAUUAAGAAAAAUAUGUGGUAGGGACCAAUAAAUAAAUUAUACUCUAUUAAAUUUGAAGUGAAUAAAGGAGCUGAAGCAAGAGGUAUCUUAUUAAGGAAGCAAUCUGAUUGUGAAAAUCAUAUGUAUGAAGAAAUAUCAUUUGAGUCAGUAGGGAGAGACAGAGGGUCAUGAGCUAUACAAGAUGAUGUGAUUUUGGAAACUUUCUGAAAGAAAACUUUUUGUUUUUUUCUAAAAAGUGUCCUCUAAGAAGUUGGUUACAUGAUGGUGCAUUACUGAAUCAUCGAUUAAAAUCAGUUGCUUCUGAUUUUAGUCGUGGGUUUUAUAACUCUUCACCUUCCCUUCCCUCAUGUUUCAUUUCUUUUUUUAAGGUUUAGAAUUUGUAAGUACAAUACAUUUUAAGCCAUUGUUCUGUUAGCUGAGCUGAGGUGUUUAGUCUUGAAGGGCCUGAUUUCCAUGCUGUUGUGAUCUGAUGGAGUCUGUACGGGAGCUUCAGUGUCUUUGGCAACGCGUGUCCCUGUGGUGUGCACAUAGAGUGCUUUACUUAGAAACACUCUCUCCUUCUGGACAGUCUUUUGUCGUCUGCAGUUGCUUACUCAGGGGUUCAUAAGAAUGACAUAAAAUACCCACUAGCUGUUUAAUAGUAUUUGAAGACUGCUUAUCUAUUACAAGCGUGUUAGGGUCUUUUCAGCAAUUCCAUGAACGUACUGUUCACUAGACCUCCUCUGGAAAUGUCCCCGGUCCCAUCCUGGCUCAGGCAGUAGCCUGUGUACAGAGGCCAUUUGCAUGAUUUCUUGUUGCGCUGUUGCAUCAGGGCACUUAGAAGCGCUCCUCAGUGGUACAGUUGAUUCAGGCAUUGAUCUUUCUUCUCCACUGUUUCUAUAUAGCCUUUCAUUAAAAGGGAAACACAUACCACUACUCUGCAAAGCAAAAGUUUUCAAAAUUCCUUGGUUACCCUUUUUAAUCACUUCUCUUUCAGUGAACAAAUGUUUUCAGCUAAGCUGUGUGAGAACCACGAGAAAGAGGUCUUGCUUGUUUUAAGCACUGUCCUUUCUGUUUUAUAUAUUUUAAAGUGUGAUCAGUCUUUCCUCCCUGUACUUUAUAAACAGAAACCACCCUGGGACGGUUGGUACCCCUUGCAAAGCUGAUCUCAUCCACAGAUUCCUGUGUACCUGGGUCUAUUUAUAGGUGUAUAUGGAGUCAGUGGUGACAAGAAGGGUGAUCUAGAAGUAAUUCUGUUACUUCCCAGAAGGCUAAUGAGCCAGUCUCCUGGCAUGUUUGAUGCAUGAGUCCCCUGUGUCAUGACAGUUUCAUCGGAAUGUCGGUAAACAGCCCAACUACCUCAUGUGAAAUUGGCUGUGGACAAUCUGUGUCAGAUGAGACAUGUGUUAAGGUUGAUUUAAUCUGGUUAAUAGAUUGGACAAAAUGAUGUCUCUAUAAAGAAGAAACACAUUAGACCGGAUGCCAAAGGCUACAACGUACAUAGAUUUCCUUGGAUUGCUCUUUUUAAGUCAAUGUUUAAUUCUACCGCCAGUAUUCUCAUCUUGAUUGUUUGUGAUUUCAUAGAUCCAUGCACUUUGAGUAUCUGUCACAUGCAGUCCUAUGUUACCUAUUCUUGUCCUUCAGCAUUUUGAAUGAGCAUCAUAAUGACAAUAGAAAGCAAGUGUCCAGUGGUUUGUUGAUUGCUUAAUUUUAAUGGACCUUAGAAUAUAAUGUGUCGGAGCCUUUAAGGAUCAACUGAUAAAUGAGAAUUUCAUGUUUAGGUUUCGCGUAAACUCUGUCCAAGUUCUAACUCUAUAUCUUGUGGGGAGGGGGAACAAGGGAGGGAUUUACUUUUUUUGCAAAAAUAUUUAAAAACAUCUGUCAGAUUUUAUAUUCAUUAGUUACAAUA
Messenger RNA from Hippopotamus amphibius kiboko, 7496 nucleotides. It is a transcript of the gene PLEKHA8, whose product is annotated as pleckstrin homology domain containing A8. Bases 348 to 1910 code for a protein of 520 amino acids. The record is from RefSeq and is a predicted model, not a curated record. Gene Ontology annotation, cellular component: cytosol; membrane; cytoplasm. Gene Ontology annotation, molecular function: ceramide 1-phosphate transfer activity; ceramide 1-phosphate binding. The transcript is spliced from 14 exons. Lineage: Eukaryota; Metazoa; Chordata; Mammalia; Artiodactyla; Hippopotamidae. Gene Ontology annotation, biological process: ceramide transport; intermembrane lipid transfer.